AUGCGCAAAACUAGUGUCCGCUGGAUGAAGAUUAUUGUGUCGAAAUGCAGUUAUUGUGCAACUAGCGUAAUCUCGCGGCGAAAAUCGAAUCGCAACCGUUCGACCAAACGUGACCCUCCCCUCGCCCUCGCUUUCCUUUCCCACGCUUCCGCUCUCUUUCGCCCGCGUCGUCGCCCUCGCUUCCGCAGCUCGUCGCGUGCCCGUCGCCUUCGCUCCGCCCGUCGCCUUCACUUCCCCCCCGUCGCCUUCACUCCCCCCCCUCCCCCCCCUCUUCCGUUGCCUUCAUUUCCCCCUCCCGUCGCCUUCACUUCCCCCUCUCGUCGCCUUCACUUCCCCCUCCCGUCGCCCUCACUUCCCCUCCCGUCGCCUUCAUUUCCCCCUCCCGUCGCCUUCACUUCCCCUCCCGUCGCCUUCAUUUCCCCCUCCCGUCGCCUUCAAUUCCCCUCCCGUCGCCUUCACUUCCCCUCCCGUCGCCUUCACUUCCCCUUCCCGUCGCCUUCACUUCCCCCUCCCGUCGCCUUCACUUCCCCCUCCCGUCGUCUUCACUUCUCCCCCCCGAUGCCUUCGAUUCCCCCUCCCGUCGCCUUCCACGCCUGCCGCACUCGCUUUCCCGCCCGUCACAUUCGCUUCCCCACCCGUCACCUUCACUUCCCCUCCCAUUGCCUUUCACUCUCUCCUGCUCACUCUCUUUCCCCCUGCUCACUCUCUUUCCCCCUGCUCACUCUCUUUCCCCCUGCUCACUCGCUUCCCCCCUGCUCAAUUUCUUUCCCCUGCUCAUUCUCUUUCCCUCUGCUCACUCCCCUUGUUCUAACCCCACUCUCCCCAUUUCUCACCCAUUUUCCCCCUUCACGCUCUCUUACCCCCUCUGCUCGCCCCUGUUUUCCCGGCUCACUCCUAUACUCACUCUCUCCCCCCCUGCUCACUCUCUCCCCCCCUGCUCACUCUCUCCCCCCCUGCUCACUCUCUUUCCCCCUUCUCACUCUCUUUCCCCCUUCUCACUCUCUUUCCCCCUUCUCACUCUCUUUCCCCCUUCACGCUCUCUUUCCCUCCCUUCCGCCCGUUGCCCCCCUUCGUCUCAUCGCCCUCCCUGCUGCUCGUCCCCUCGUAAUCCCCGUCUCUCUCUCCCCCCGUCGCCCUCACUUCCACUCGUCGUUGCCCGCGCCAUCCUGCCCUGCGCCCUGCCCAUCGCGCACACUUGUCACGCCCCCUUCCAACCCGCACAUACACCCUUCCCUUCUUCCCUGUUUCCCCGUAUCCCCUGCGCUGCUUUCCCCCAGCCUCCGACUUGCUCCCCCCAUCCCCUUCCCUGCUUCCCCCCAUCCCCUUCCCUGCUUCCCCCCAUCCCCUUCCCUCCUUCCGCCCGUGCCCUCCCCUGCCUCCCCCCAUCCCCUUCCCUGCUUCCCCCCAUCCCCUUCCCUGCUUCCCCCCAUCCCCUUCCCUGCUUCCCCCCGUCCCCUCCCCUACCUCCCCCCAUCCACUUCCCUGCUUCCCCCACCCCCUUCCCUGCUCCCCCCCAUCCCCUUCCCUGCUUUCCCCCUUCCCCUACCCUGCUUCCCCCCUCCCCUUCCCUCCUUCCCCCGUCCCCCUCCCAGCAUCCCCCCAUCCCCUUCCCUCCCCCCCAUCCCCUUCCCUCCCCCCCAUCCCCUUCCCGGCUUCCCCCCAUCCCCUUUCCUGCUUCCCCCCAUCCCCUUCCCUGCUUCCCCCCAUCCCCUUCCCUGCUUCCCCCCAUCCCCUUCCCUGAACAGAAAGGAGGUGAAAACUGUGGGGACAUGUCAGAACUUGCCCCGUUAUAAGCAGUUGAACAUGGGCCAACAUCAUAGACAUGCAAAUUAG
Closterium sp. Yama58-4 is the source of this 1833-nucleotide messenger RNA. Lineage: Eukaryota; Viridiplantae; Streptophyta; Zygnematophyceae; Desmidiales; Closteriaceae. The record is from the annotation of a GenBank genome assembly.